UUGGCAUAGCUCACUGUCCUCCUGUUUCCUGGUUCACAGUACUGUCUCUUUUAUUUCUCUUGGACGGACUGGACAGGACAGACAAUUGAACGGUGGCUGAGGACUGAACUGUCUACAGGACCAGGGAGAGCUUUCUAAUAGACCUCUACAGCAAUAUAACCUCUACAGAUUGGAGACGAGACAUUUUUUAAUCAUGGUGGUUUUGAGGAAGGGUGAAUGGGUGUGGGUAGACUCCGGGCAGGGAGUGGCCAUCGGAGCUGUGGUCAAGCUGACCGACACUGGAAAGCUGCAGCUCUUCGAUGAUGAAGGAAAGGAGCAUGAGAUCAACAAGAAGAAAGAGGAUGGAUUCCGGCCCAUGCACCCUACGUCUGUUAACGGAGUGGACGACAUGAUCAGACUGGGAGACCUCAACGAGGCCGGGCUCCUCAGGAACCUCCUGGUCCGACACAAGGACGGGAUCAUCUAUACUUACACAGGCUCCAUUCUGGUGGCAGUGAACCCGUACCAGCUGCUGCCUCUCUAUACUACAGAGCAGGUGCAUCUGUACACGGACCGCCGGCUGGGAGAGCUGCCGCCACACGUGUUCGCCAUCGCAGACAGCUGCUUCUUCAACAUGAGACGCAACAAGAAGGACCAGUGCUGUGUCAUCAGUGGCGAGUCUGGAGCAGGAAAGACCGAGAGCACCAAGUUGAUGCUGCAGUUCCUAGCUGCUGUCAGUGGACAACACUCCUGGAUAGAACAACAGAUUCUGGAGGCUAACCCUAUACUGGAGGCCUUUGGUAAUGCCAAAACCAUCCGCAAUGACAACUCCAGUCGUUUUGGGAAGUACAUAGACAUUAACUUCACUAAGGGCGGGGCCAUCGAAGGGGCUAAGAUAGAACAUUACCUCUUGGAGAAGUCUCGCGUCUGCAGACAGGCCCCUGAGGAGAGGAACUACCACAUCUUCUACUGUAUGUUGAUGGGGAUGCCAGCUGAACAGAAGAAGAUCCUGUCUCUAGGCAACGCCUCCGAGUACAACUACCUCACCAUGGGUAACUGCACCAGUUGCGAUGGGCGUGAUGACAUUAAGGAGUAUGCCCACUUCCGCUCGGCCAUGAAGAUCCUGAUGUUCUCUGAGAAUGACUCCUGGGAGAUCAACAAACUGCUGGCCGCCAUGCUGCACCUGGGAAACGUCCACUUUGAAGCCACCAUUUUGAAUAAUCUGGAGAGCUGUGAUGUCAUGACGUCACAUCAUUUCAACAUGGCAGUCAAACUUCUGGAGGUGGACCCCAAGGCCCUGGAGAAGAGUCUGACCCAGCGUUCCUUCAUGACCUCCAGGGAGAGUGUGACCAAACCUCUCACCUCAGCCCAGGCCAUGGACGGCAAAGAUGCAUUUGUCAAGGCCAUCUAUGGUAGGCUGUUUGUCUGGGUGGUGGGGAAGAUCAACAAGGCUGUGUUCAAGCCUCCUCCUGAGGACACUAAAUACGUCAGACAGUCUAUCGGUCUGCUGGACAUCUUCGGCUUCGAGAACUUCAACAAAAACAGUUUUGAGCAGCUGUGCAUCAACUUCGCCAACGAGCAGCUGCAGCAGUUCUUUGUGAAGCAUGUCUUCAAGCUGGAGCAGGACGAGUAUGCCCGCGAGAACAUCGUCUGGAAGCACAUCGAAUACAACGACAACCAGAGAACACUGGACGUGCUGGCCAACAAGUCUCUUAACAUCCUGGCACUUAUCGACGAGGAGAGCAACUUCCCCAAGGGUACAGAUACUACCAUGAUCAACAAGAUGAACCAGGUACAUGGGAAGGGUGAUGUCUACGUUCCCCCUAAAAACAAUCAUGACACCCAGUUUGGAAUCCAGCAUUUCGCCGGGGUGGUCCACUACGAUUCAAAAGGUUUCCUUGAGAAGAACAGAGAUGCUCUGAGCACUGACCUCAUCCAACUGGUGGAGAAAUCGUCCAAUAAGAUGCUAAAGCAGGCAUUCCAGAACGAGCUCUCCUCCAAUGGCGAGAUAGCCAGCGCCAACCCCAAGAUGACCAUCACUCCCAAGAACUCUCUACGGCAGCAAACGGUUGAUGCUAAGAAGCGUGCUCCUACGUUGAGCGGCCAGUUCCGUCAGUCCCUAGACGCACUGAUGAAGACCUUGACCGCCUGCCAGCCCUACUUCAUCCGCUGCAUUAAACCCAACGACUUCAAGAAGCCUAUGCUGUUUGACAGGGAUCUGUGUAUGCGUCAGCUGCGCUACUCUGGGAUGAUGGAGACCAUUAGGAUCAGGAAGGCUGGCUAUCCUAUCCGCUAUACCUUCGAUGAAUUCCUGGAGCGAUAUCGCGUGCUUCUCAAAAGCAGCCUCUGUGACCCCAAAGUGGAAUCGCCACAGAAAUGCGCUGAAUGGAUCUGUGAGACCGUUCUUGCUGGACAAGAUGGUGACUGGAAGACCGGCAAGACAAAGAUAUUUCUGAAGGACUUCCAUGACACUAUGCUGGAGCUGGAGAGAAUGAAGGAGUUGAAUGAGAAAGCCCUUCUGAUACAGAGGGUCCUGCGAGGCUACAAAUAUCGGAGACAGUUCCUGAGACAGAGGUCCUCUGCGCUGGUCAUUCAGAAAAACUGGAGAGGCUACAAAGGCAGAAAGCUCUACAGAGUGGUCCAGCUGGGUUUUGCUCGUCUGCAGGCGAAGGUCCGAGCCCGCCAGCUGCAGCACCACUACCAACAGAAGAGGGUCGCUGCGGUCCGACUCCAGGCACAGACACGGGGGUACCUGGCCAGGAAGGAGUGGCAGAGGAAGAGGCGAGCAGUGAUCCUCUUACAGACGAACACCAGGGGAAUGCUGGCUAGGAAACAAGUGAAGAAGAUGAAGAGAGACAUGUUCCUGUCAGCUAAGGAGCGUCGUGAGGAAGAGUUGGCAGCCCUGGAAAGGCAAAGACGUUUAAACCAGGUUCUCCAGCAGAAGAAAGAGAAGGAGGCCAGCACCCAAUCAGAAUCAAUCACAGCACAGGAAAUGGUGGACGACAUCUUCGGGUUCCUGCCCAAUAUGGUGGGAGGGCAGGAGGGACAAGCUCCUGCUGGAUUCAAGGACCUGGAGAAGCAGGGAGAGCGGACCAGACCAGAGGAGGUGGAUCUGGACGACCUGCCCAUGGUAGAGGACAUCCCCGAGGAGGACUACGACGACCUGGAUGAGUAUUCCUUCUCCAAGUUUGCCUCCAUGUACUUCCAGGGCGCCGCCACGCCAACACACGUCCGCCAGAGGCUCAGACAGCCACUACUCUACCACGAAGACGAAGGAGACGUUGUGGCCUCCAUGACAGUCUGGUGGAUCAUCCUGAGGUUCAUGGGGGAUCUGCCGGAGCCCAAGCUGGUGCAGGGCCAGGGGGCCAGGGGCCUCAGGGGGUCAAACAACUCCCUGGAUCCGGACCUGGCCUUGAGACAGGACAGGAGGCUGAGCCACAUGGUGGGCCUGGAUCAGAGGGUUCUGAGGAACCAGAAAAACCGUAAAGUGUCCACAGUACCAGAGGAACCUGCUCCUAAAGGCAGGAAGGGCUCCACCUUUACAGACCUGCUGUCCCGGAACCGUAAGGCGUCUGCCAAGCCUGAAGAGGUGAUACUGAACAGAAAGGGUUCCUCGGCUGUAGACGCGACGCCCCGAGCCAGGAAGGGCUCUACGUUCACCAACAUGCUGAGUGGGGGCAGAAAGACCUCUUCCAUCCCCGAGGAGGUCCCAGGCUCUCCCUCUAGGGGCAUGAGGAAACCCUCUAUCAUCCAGGAGGAGUCAGAGGAAGGAGAAGAGGUUUCCAAGCCGCCCACUGUGCAAACCAUCAGUGAGGAAGACGAGAUACUGGUAGGAGAGGGACCCACCCUCGACCGGCCAAUGACUGCUCUGGAAAAGCUGCACAGCAUCGUGGGUUACGCCAUCGUCAGAAGAGACCUCAGAGAUGAGAUCUAUUGUCAGAUCUGUAAGCAGCUGCAGGAGAACGGUAACCGCAGCAGUUUCUACCGAGGUUGGAUCCUUCUGUCCAUCUGUCUGGGGAUCUUCCCCCCCACUGAACGCUUUAUCAAGUUCCUUCAGAGCUUCAUCCGCUUCGGCCCGAUGGGCUACGCCCCCUACUGUGCCAAGAGACUGAGACGCACCGUAGCCAAUGGGGUUAGAGGAGAGCCUCCGAGCUGGCUGGAACUAGAGGCGACCAAGUCUAAGAAGCCCAUUGCGGUGUCUGUGACCCUGAUGGACAGUCGUACCAUCAGCCUGCCUGUAGACUCCUCCUCCACCUCCAAGGAGAUCUGCCAGUUACUCUCUGAGAAGGUCUCCCUCAAAGACACCUUCGGCUUCUCUCUCUACGUGGCUAUCUAUGAAAAGGUGUGGUCGCUGGGCAGCGGGCGGGAGCACGUGAUGGACGCCAUCUCCCAGUGCGAACAGGAAGUGAAACGGAAGGGUGGACAGGAGCAGCACGCCCCCUGGCGACUCUACUACAGAAAGGAGAUCUUCACCCCAUGGCAUGACUGUAAAGAGGACUCCGUCAGCACAGACCUCAUCUACAGACAGAUCAUCAGGGGACUACGCUUCGGAGAGUACAAGUGUGACAAGGAUGAUGAUAUAGUCCAGCUGUCAGCAAAACACUUCUACGUUCAGUAUGGAUCAGACUGUAGUCUUGACAACGCUAAGACUGUAGUUCAGGACUGCAUUAACUCUUCUCUUCUGGAGGCCAAGACUCAGGACAAAUGGCUUCAGAUGGUCAGCACUGCCCAUGCUCAGGGUCCAUAUAUCAACUCCAGGCAGAAAGCGGCGGGUGUGAAGGCCGAGGUGGUGGACUACGCUCGACAGAAGUGGCCUUUGUUCUUCUCCAGGUUCUUCGAGGCCGCAAAGUUAUCAGGUCCUGCACUUCCUAAAAACAAGUUCAUUGUGGCGAUCAAUUGGACAGGCAUCACCUUCCUGGACGAGAAGGAGAGGAGACUGCUGCAGCUCUCCUACCCAGAGGUCACUGGGGUCAACACCAUGAGGGAGGGCAAGAAGUUUGGCCAGUCUGUGAGUCUCCUGACUCUGAAGGGAGACUUCUCUCUGAAUGCGGUGAUGGCGGGGAACAUAGCAGAGCUGGUGCAUAUGUUUCUGGGAGGACUGAGGGAACGCUCUCAGUAUGCUGUGGCUCUGCAGGAAGUCAACCAAGACGACCCUACGUUCCUGAGCUUUAAGAAAGGAGAGCUGAUAGUUCUCAUUAAAGACGAUGAGCUGACUGUCGGCCGCGGCUGGAUCAAGGGCAAGAACGAACGCACCGGCAAGACGGGAGCGGUACCCACCGACGCUGUCCUGGUCCUGCCCACUCUCACCAAACCUACCAAUGAAGUCAUGAGUCUUCUUAACCUGUCACCUGACCAGAGGAAGAGCAUCAUGGCAGCCAAUCAGAAGGAGACAGGCACCGUGGAGCGAGUGGCCCCCGUGUCCCUCAAAGAGUUCUCCUAUGAAUACUUCAGGCAGCCCAUCAAGGAUGUGAACCGUCAGGUGAUCUCUAAGAACGUGGCCCCUGAGAGGCUGUGGGUCAAGUCCAGGGAGCCAAUCAAACAGCCCCUUCUUAAGAAGCUGGCGGGGAACUCUGAGCUCAGCCACCGGGCCUGUCUGGCCUUCACCGCUAUCCUGAAGUACAUGGGAGACUACCCCACAAAGCAGAUACAGACUCCUCUAGAGUUGACAGACCAGAUCUUUGGGCCAGCCACCAAGGACGAGGCCCUGAGAGACGAGAUCUACUGUCAGAUCAUGAAACAGAUGACCAGCAACAACAACAGGUUCAGUUUGGAGCAGGGCUGGCAGCUACUGUGGCUGUGCUGUGGUCUCUUCCCUCCAAGCCAGUCGCUGCUCAAACACACCCAGCGAUUCCUGGAGUCCCGACGUCGUGAACCCCUGGCCCCUGACUGUCUACAGCGCCUACAGGGAUCACUGAGGAUAGAGCCCAGGAAGCUGCCUCCUCACCAGGUGGAGAUAGAUGCCAUCCAGCAGAACUCCACUCAGAUCUUCCACAAGGUCCACUUCCCCAAUGACAUGGAGGAGAUCUUUGAGGUCAACACCAGUACUAGAAUCAGGGACCUCUGUCAGACCAUCUCCACCAAGCUCCAGCUGGUCUCAUCUGACGGUUUCAGCAUCUUCGUCAAAACACCGGACAAGGUUCUCAGUCUGAAUGAUUCCGACUACUUCUUCGACAGCCUGAGACAGAUCACUGAUUGGUCCAAGAAAGCCAAGAGUGUCAAAGAGGGAGGAGGACCCAUGAACAUGUCCUACCUCGUGUUCUUCAUGAGGAAGCUGUGGUUUAACGUCAGUCCUGGCAGAGACCUGGAGGCCGAUCUCAUCUUUCACUACCCUCAGGAGCUACCUAAGUACCUGAGAGGGUACCAUCGAUGUACCAAGGAGGACAUGGUGAACAUAGGGGCUCUGCUCUUCAGGGUAAAGUUCAACAACGACAAGUCCCAGUUCGUUCUGAUCCCCAAGAUGCUGAAAGAUCUGGUGCCCAACGACAUGCUGAAGGCCAUGUCCACUACGGACUGGCAGAAGAACAUCGUUGCGGCCUACAACAAGCAGGCUAGUAUGACCAGUGAAGAAGCCAGUCUAGCGUUUCUCAAGGUGGUCUGUCGCUGGCCCACCUUCGGCUGUGCUUUCUUCGAAGUGAAGCAAACAUCAGACCCUAACUUCCCAGAUAUCGUCAGAAUUGCCAUCAGCAAACAGGGGGUCUCAAUCAUCCACCCGAAAACCAAGGAUGUCCUUGCGACUCACCCGUUCAACCGUAUCGCUAACUGGUGCAGUGGAUCCACCUACUUCCACAUCACCGUGGGCAACCUGGUGAAGGGAAACAAGAUCCUAUGUGAAACAUCACUGGGCUAUAAAAUGGAUGAUCUUCUGACCUCUUAUGUCAACAUGUACCUGAACGAGAGGAAAGCAGUUAGGACCAGAAACCAGAGAUACAACGAAUAACACGAGACAUGUAACCAGGUCGUCACUAUCUGGACUCUGGACCAGUUGCAAAGUCGGACGCCCUGCUUAGUUAUACAAUUUCUCUUCGUCAGACCUGAUUUUUAAACCUAACCCUCUACCGUUAACCCACACUACUUAACCUCAUGCCUAACCUGAACCUGAAAGGAAUAGCAUGCUAGCAGAUACCCGUAGACUCCAGUCGUUUAACUAAUGCUAGUUAGUUAGCAUUGGCUCUUGAAAAUACCUCUAACUUCCUUCAUACUGGACAUAGAGACAUACAACAUGGUAUCCACCAGUUCAUCUGACUCCGGGGAAGUAGAUAAAGGACAUCAUUGCCAAAAUCCAGAAAUAUCCCUUUAAAUUUAAGACCGUAUCAUGAAAAUGUCAUACAUUUGUUAUGAUAUAGCCAAUUUUUUGGACUUUGCAGCUUGGUCAUAUAGUGGGAACCAUGGUAACGGGAACAUGUGAGGCCUUGAGCUACUGGGAUGGUAGAAACAUGAUGCAAACUGUGCCUUGAAUUUACAACUAAUGCUCUAACACACACACACACACACACACACACACACGCACACACAAGAUAAUUUUUUCAUUCUAAAUUCAAAAUAUAAUUUGUGCAUUGUAAAAGUUAACUACAUACAGGACCAAUAUACCUAAUUUGAAAUAUGAUGACACAAAACUUUCCACAAAUGUUUUAUACGCCCUGCCACAGGUAAAGGAAGGCAUAACUUAUUUAUAACUGACAAAUAUUACUGAAAUAAUUACUGAAAUGAUUGAUCAUUGAAAUGUUUACAAUUCCGCUGCCAUGUAUCGACUGUCUUCUGAUGAAUAAACAGGUGUUGUCUGACUUCGUGCA
Messenger RNA from Oncorhynchus kisutch (coho salmon), 7769 nucleotides. RefSeq names its product myosin VIIBa (gene myo7ba). Gene Ontology annotation, cellular component: cytoskeleton; myosin complex. The transcript is spliced from 49 exons. The record is from RefSeq and is a predicted model, not a curated record. NCBI's taxonomy places the organism in Eukaryota, Metazoa, Chordata, Actinopteri, Salmoniformes, Salmonidae. Gene Ontology annotation, molecular function: protein binding; cytoskeletal motor activity; ATP binding. The coding region runs from base 194 to 6916 and encodes 2240 amino acids.